AUGAAUAAUUAUACUGACAUCAGUGUCAUGACCAGGUUAAAUUAUUUUAAUCUAAUUAAUGCAUCUGAUUAUUCUACUUCUGCUGCUUCUGCUUCUGCCACUAUUAUUUACUGUCUGCAUUCUGCCUCUGCUCUGCUAACUACUGCUACUGCUUCAUCAUUACUGCUACUAUCUAUCAUUAUCUCUCUGUCUUCUUCUGAUACCAACAGGAUCUCUGUCUAUCAAAUAGCAGGUAUUAGGGCCUCUGUCCAGUUCACAAAGCCAGUUCUGGAGAAGCAGAAGAAGAAAGAGAAGAAGAAGAAGAAGAAGAAGAAGAAAAAGAAGAGAGAGAAGAAGAAGAAGAGAGAGAAGAAGAAAGAGAAAGAGAAUUAUAAUAAUAACAAGAAUAAUAAUGAUGACAAGAAUAAUAAUAAUAAUAAUGAUAAUAAACUUGUUAUUUAG
Molecule: messenger RNA, 441 nt
Organism: Coccidioides immitis RS
Lineage: Eukaryota; Fungi; Ascomycota; Eurotiomycetes; Onygenales; Onygenaceae
Exons: 2
Coding region: 1-441 (146 amino acids)
Source: RefSeq, a predicted model, not a curated record